This is a messenger RNA of Galleria mellonella (greater wax moth), 1918 nucleotides long. RefSeq names its product serine hydrolase-like protein. The transcript has 7 exons. The record is from RefSeq and is a predicted model, not a curated record. NCBI's taxonomy places the organism in Eukaryota, Metazoa, Arthropoda, Insecta, Lepidoptera, Pyralidae. The coding region runs from base 585 to 1421 and encodes 278 amino acids.
GGUACCUACGUUUUUUCCGCGCAGAUAAAUAUGGCCAAAUUUAUUUGUAGUACUUGUUAAAUGUUCGCGUAGUUCGCGUGUCAAUCGGUUUAUUACGAUGUCUAUUUUAUAAUUGAAACGUGUAAAACAAAUGGAACAUUGUUAUUUACCUUAAACUUUUUAUGUAACAGUGCAAAGUUUUUAUUUGCUCAGCGUAUCACCGCGUUUUGUGUACCAUACUUUUUGUUAUUAAUUGCAAUUAAAAAAAAUACAUAUCGACUGAUAAUGAUAUGUAUGAUAUAUAGGUAUUUAUAACGGACAAUAAUAAAUAGGUACUCAAAUGGAGGAAGGAGAAUUAGUGUUAUAUUAAAAAGUUAAUUUUUGUUUUAUUGUUGUUUUUUUUUUUUUAUUUUGUUUUAUAAUUAAUAAUGACGAAUAAAGUGUCCAAGGAAUGGUUCAUGCAAAUGCCGUGGGGGAAAGUGGCCAGUGAAGAAGGGCCAAAUUAGAAGUACCCGUAACCGGCGAGCGUGUAUGAAAAGAUUGAUGAAUGCGGAAGAAGCGAAAGAGUGAUAUCAUGGGGCGAGAGCAGCAAGCCGCCAAUACUCAUGGUGCACGGCUAUAUGGACACGGCGGCCACCUUCACACGUCUGCUGGAACAUAUGCCUGACACAUACUACUACGUCAGCUUCGACUUCCCUGGACACGGCAAAUCUGAAUAUUUACCGGUAGCACCUCCAUCUACACAGACCUUGCUGGUGGAGGUCGUAAGGCGAAUAGUGGACCACAUGGGAUGGGAGAGCUUCAUUUUCUUGGCGCAUUCCAUGGCAUUCGUUAUUGGUCUCUGCUACAAUAAUGCAUUUCCCGGAAGAAUCGAGCGCAUGAUUGCUAUCGACCCGACGAUACCACUGAGCGCCCAUUACAAUGUAUCUCAUAAUUUCCAAUGGUGGUUCAAAUUUAACUAUCAAUAUUACUAUGACAGUUAUCACAAGAACUAUAAAAAUAUGAAGAAUGCCAGCAAAUUGUACACAUAUGAGCAAGCUGUCGCCGCCAUGAUGAAAGCGCGGAGCCUCACCAGGGAGCAGGUAGAACACUUGCUGACCAGAUGUUUAGUGCCGGCUGAUAAUGGAUUAUACAGGAUGACAUUCCAAUCGGCCACUAUGCGUACGAUCUACUCCACUUGGUUACCUGAAUACGCAUUGGACUACGUAAUUAAAUCGAAUCCGCCUCCUGCCAUCAUCAUAAACGCCACAAAACACAUGCUCACCCCAGAUUUGGAGAAAUUCGCAAAGAAAUUAAUGAAAAUAUAUACGGAACCAUCCAAUGUACAUCAAAACGUUUACGCGGAGGGUAAACACGAUGUGCACAUCACCAAUCCCCAAGGUGUAGCAUCUCAUAUAAUCGAGUUUUUAAAGCGACCUAUUGCGGCCAAAUCGAAAUUAUGAUGACAAAUUUGACAUAUGACAAAAAUGGCGGGAAACGUUCGAAUCUAAUGUUUUUUUUUUUUUUUUCAUUGUAAACUACGACCGCGUGACGCGUUCGACCAGUUUCAGAGACAGAUUAGAGAGACUGUCUAACCUUUAAACAAGAAAUUACACAGAAGAAAUGAUAAAAUAAAAACUGUAAAUCAUAUGGUUGUCUCCUUUCUUCUUAUGCAAGUAUAAUUAGUAAAAAGAAGACGAAAGAUACACCAUCAGUUACUAUUUCUCUAAAUUCAUAGCAAACUAGUGUACAGAAAACGUUAUACGGCCGUAUAACCCUAUCAAAUUUUAAUUAAUUAUUUUACAAGAAUGAGAAAUUCACAGUGACCCGUAUGAAAGUUGAUGGAGGAAGCCCGAACGGAAACAGAUCGCCGUGUUACAAUGCUACAUUAAUCAGUGUUUCCAUAUACAAAAUUUACAUUGUUACUUUAUGGUUUUAGAAUAAAAAUAUUUUAUGUUAA